Messenger RNA from Acanthopagrus latus (yellowfin seabream), 3102 nucleotides. RefSeq names its product Rh associated glycoprotein (gene rhag). The record is from RefSeq and is a predicted model, not a curated record. The coding region runs from base 96 to 1403 and encodes 435 amino acids. Gene Ontology annotation, biological process: ammonium transmembrane transport; ammonium homeostasis. The transcript has 10 exons. Gene Ontology annotation, cellular component: plasma membrane. Gene Ontology annotation, molecular function: ammonium channel activity. Lineage: Eukaryota; Metazoa; Chordata; Actinopteri; Spariformes; Sparidae.
AGACAGAUAGGGAGGGACAGACAGGCAGAGUUAGUGAGUGUGUUUGUGUGUUCGUGUGGGUCAGACUGUGAGAGAUAACUAGAGUUGGUCUCAGGAUGCCAGCAUACGCCACCAACAUGAGGAUGAAGUUCCCAAUCGUGGCCUUGGUUUUGGAGAUUAUCACCAUCAUCCUGUUUGCUGUCUUUGUGGACUAUGAUGACGGGAAAGGUCACGGGCACCAAGACCAUAGCAAUCACACUCACAGCGAAGAGCCACCCAUGAAACUCUACCCCAUGUUUCAGGAUGUCCACGUCAUGAUCUUCAUUGGCUUCGGGUUCCUGAUGACCUUCCUGAAGAGAUACGGCUUCAGCAGCGUGGGCAUCAACUUACUCCUGGCCGCCUUCGGCCUGCAGUGGGGCCUCCUCAUGCAGGGCAUCUGGCACCUGGAUAAUGGCAAGAUCAAAAUGAACAUCUUCAAGAUGAUUAACGCAGACUUCAGCACAGCCACAGUCCUGAUCUCUUUCGGGGCUGUUCUGGGCAAAACCAGCCCUGUGCAGCUCCUCAUCAUGACCAUAUUGGAGAUCACCAUCUUCUCCAUUAAUGAACAUCUGGUGGUCGAGAUCUUCAAAGCAAAUGAUGUUGGAGCAUCUAUGAUCAUCCAUGCUUUUGGAGCCUACUUUGGCCUGGCAGUUGCUCGAGUACUUUACAGGCCAGGUUUGAGAAACGGACAUGAGAAUGACGGAUCUGUUUAUCACUCCGAUCUGUUUGCUAUGAUUGGAACUGUCUUCCUGUGGAUGUUCUGGCCCAGUUUUAACUCAGCCAUCGCUGAAGGGCCCCUUCUUCAGCUCACGGCAGUGAUCAACACCUACCUCUCCCUGGCUGCCUGUGUGCUCUCUGCCUACGCCAUCUCAAGCCUCGUGGAGCACAAAGGAAAACUGGACAUGGUGCACAUUCAGAAUGCCACCUUGGCUGGUGGUGUCGCUGUGGGAACAUGUGCUGACAUGAGCAUCGGGCCAUUUGGGGCGAUGCUGAUUGGAUUCGUGGCUGGCAUCAUCUCUACCCUUGGCUUCAAGCUCCUCAGUCCCAUCCUGGCAUCGAACCUCGGCAUCCAGGAUACCUGUGGAGUCCACAAUCUGCACGGCAUGCCUGGCAUCCUCGGCGGGUUGGCUGGCAUUGUGGCUGUGGCUUUGAAGAAAAAAGAUGGCAAUGCUGCCAUGCAAGCUGCUGCCUUGGCUUCAUCCCUCGGGUUCGCUCUGGUCGGAGGUGCCAUUACAGGUUUUAUAAUGAAGUUGCCCUUCUGGGGACAGCCUCCAGACCAGAACUGCUUUGAUGACUCCAUUUACUGGGAGGUUCCUGAGGAAGAGGAGGAGAAUGAGGAGAGCUUGGCUCACGCCGAUCACUCAAAGAACAAGGCAGAGGUUUAAAUAUCUGCCCAGAGUCCACUAAUCUGGAAACGAAGGAGAAUAAUUAAUCAGCUACACCGUGUCUGCAUAGAUCAACUUGUCAGUCUUGUCGAGACUAGACAAUUUACGCCACUCAUCAACACAAAAACCAGGACUGUGGUCAGUUCUGAAGAAAUACAAUGACACAUCAUCAUAGUAUGAGGGUGUAAUGAUUAAUUAAUUAGUUGUCAACUAUGAAUUUAAUCAUCAAAGUCUAGCUCCUUCAGUGUGAGUAUUUUUCUGGUUUCUUUACUCCUCUAUGACAGUAAACAGCAUAACUUUGGUUUGUGGACACAACAAGACGUUUGAGAACAUCAUUUUAGGCAUUAAGAAACACUGACAUUUUUUUUCCCAUUUUAUAGAACGAACAACUAAUCGAUCAAUUGAGGAAAUUAUCAGCAAUGAAAUAGUAAAAAUAAUUGUCAGCUGCAGCCCUGGUAUAGUUUCCAUUUAUAAUUAGAAAGGUCAGUGAAAAGUCCAAAGUACACAGCUAGUUUUUCUAAAAUAAAGAUUUCAUUAUUUGAAAAGAGAACAGUGACCUUCAGGGAUUUCUUCAUUUUCCUUAACACUGAAAAUCGCCAUGACUCAACAGUCAUGAGCAGCUGUAGAAAAAAACCACAGUGGAUCACACCAGAGCUUCACUGCCUUCACUUCCAAAGGCUUUUUUUUCAGUUUUUUAUUUUUCUAUUAACAAAAAGCGUAAAUGCAUGUCUUAAGAUAUUAGUAUAGUGUGUAUUUUUUGUCAUAUGCUCUUUUAUAUUUCUGUAUGUAUUUCUGCUGAGGCUUAGGUCAAAGAAAGUGUUACCCGCCUUGACCUGCUGCUUCACAUCACCUCACUGGAGCCCAGUCCUUCUGCGGGGAGUCAGAGUCAGCCUGAGCUCUGACAUGGGCAGGGAUAGUCGUAUUAUACCUUGUAACUAAUGAACCCUCAGGUUACUUAUCUUCUACUGCUUACAGUAAUUUUCUAUCUGAGGGCAGCUGUACUACUGCUUUAAUGCAAUGAGGAUCGCAUUCAGAGCCGUGCAUUUUAAGCAUUAGACUGGCUGUCACUGGACGAGCUGAAGCACAUAUUUUUGUGUUUUAUCUAUAUACAUCCAGUAUACUCUUGAUUUGACAUGGUUGGUUUUAUGAAGGCCUUGCGAGGUUAAAAAAGAGCUACUGGUACUGAAUAUUUUUCAGACAUCUUUUAAAGAAUUCAACAGGAACAUACACACCUAAAAAUGAGAAAGUUCAGGCAUUUACACGUGGUGCUAAUGUGACAAUUAGCUUAAUUUUUAUUUACAAUUUUCACAGUACAAUUUUAUGCAUCAGUUUGCCUGUUUUUUUUGUUCUGUUUGGUUAUUGUUGAAUUCUUUUUAAUUCUGAGUUUUGGUCCGUCACACCUGCAACAAUCCUCCUGUGUAUAAGUGUAUAUUGGAGAGCAGCUAUUGCUUGCUUCUCAGCGUCUUUUUAAGCUGCACGGUGUUGGAGUGUCUUUAACAAUAACCGUUUGGACUGCAGGGCUGGAUUAAACUGACUACACACAUAGUAGUGUUAAUCAAUGAUAUUUUGGUUUGUCAAAUGAUUUUUGAUGCCCAGAACACUGAGACACAUCAAGAUUUUGUAUUUUUAUACAGUGGGCAUGUGCUUGUAUUUGUAUAAUAUACUAAUACUGUCAUAAUAAAGAUGUUUUUGUACAAUA